Messenger RNA from Abrus precatorius (Indian licorice), 887 nucleotides. Its product is annotated as homeobox-leucine zipper protein HAT9-like. The coding region runs from base 9 to 887 and encodes 292 amino acids. The transcript is spliced from 3 exons. The record is from RefSeq and is a predicted model, not a curated record. Gene Ontology annotation, biological process: regulation of DNA-templated transcription. Lineage: Eukaryota; Viridiplantae; Streptophyta; Magnoliopsida; Fabales; Fabaceae. Gene Ontology annotation, molecular function: DNA-binding transcription factor activity, RNA polymerase II-specific; sequence-specific DNA binding.
AGCAUACCAUGGGUUUUGAUAUCUCUAACUCAGGGAUUCGACUUGGUCUUGGUCUUGGCCUCCAUGAUCAGUCAUCAGAAAAUUGCAUGAAGAUCAUUGAUGAUGAGCACAAGCAUAUACAAAGCCAGAAGAAAAAGGAAGAGGAUCCGUGUAAUAAGGCUUCGUACCCAUCACUUACGUUAGGACCCUCUCAUGAUGAGGCAAAUAAUCAACAAAUUACAAAGACUGAAUCGGAUGAAUAUUAUUAUAUUCAUAUUCAUCCACAUGCCUCUUCUCCAGGCGCAGUGUCUUCAUUUUCUAACUCUUCCAGCAUCAAGAGGGAAAGAGAUCAAUUCGCGGGGGAAGAACUUGAGCUAGAGGUAGAAAAGAUUCCAUCAAGGGUUGUUGUUGAUGUUGAUGAAAAUGGUAAGCCCAGGAAGAAACUUAGGCUCACCAAAGAACAAUCUGCAGUCUUAGAAGAUAGCUUCAAAGAGCAUUCUACUCUCAGUCCGAAACAGAAACAAGAAUUGGCAAAGAAACUGAAUCUGCGAGCGAGACAAGUGGAGGUCUGGUUUCAGAACAGGAGAGCCAGGACAAAACUGAAACAAACUGAGGUGGAUUGUGAGUUACUGAAGAAGUGUUGUGAAACUCUAUCAGAUGAGAAUAAGAGGCUGCAAAAAGAGCUGCAAGAACUAAAAUCGAUGAAAACAACGCAAGGACACUUUUAUAUGCAGCUUCCAGUAGCAAGCCUUACAAUUUGCCCUUCUUGUGAGAGAAUUUGCGGUGGCAACAACGGAGGGAUUAACAAUGGAUCCUCUCCCACCACGGCUUUGCUUAUUGGCCCGAAGCCCAAUCAACACUUCUACAAAAAUAACUAUACAUUCACUCAAUCAUCUGCAGCUUGCUAG